Messenger RNA from Sarcophilus harrisii (Tasmanian devil), 1529 nucleotides. It is a transcript of the gene CHRNA9, whose product is annotated as cholinergic receptor nicotinic alpha 9 subunit. The record is from RefSeq and is a predicted model, not a curated record. NCBI's taxonomy places the organism in Eukaryota, Metazoa, Chordata, Mammalia, Dasyuromorphia, Dasyuridae. Gene Ontology annotation, molecular function: transmembrane signaling receptor activity; acetylcholine-gated monoatomic cation-selective channel activity. Bases 1 to 1434 code for a protein of 477 amino acids. Gene Ontology annotation, biological process: chemical synaptic transmission; regulation of membrane potential; monoatomic ion transmembrane transport. Gene Ontology annotation, cellular component: postsynaptic membrane; neuron projection; synapse. The transcript is spliced from 5 exons.
AUGGACUGGCCCCAUUCUUGCUUUUCCCUUUGCUGGAUUUUGUGGGCAGCCUCACGAUUGAGAGGUGAGAGGACAGCAGAAGGGAAAUAUGCUCAAAAGCUAUUUAAUGACCUUUUUGAAGAUUACUCCAAUGCCCUGAGACCAGUGGAAGAUACGGACAAAGUACUGAAUGUCACUCUGCAGAUUACACUCUCACAAAUUAAAGAUAUGGAUGAGAGAAACCAAAUUUUGACAGCCUAUCUGUGGAUUCGCCAGAUCUGGUACGAUGCAUAUCUCAAGUGGGAUAGAGACCAGUAUGAUGGAUUAGACACCAUCAGGAUCCCCAGUGACUUAGUAUGGCGGCCUGAUAUUGUUCUUUAUAACAAAGCUGAUGAUGAAUCUUCAGAGCCAGUGAAUACAAAUGUGGUCCUCAGAUAUGAUGGGCUUAUUACUUGGGAUUCCCCAGCUAUCACCAAGAGUUCCUGUGUAGUUGACGUAUCUUAUUUCCCUUUUGAUGAUCAGCAGUGCAACCUGACCUUUGGUUCUUGGACCUAUAAUGGUAAUCAAGUGGAUAUAUUUAACGCAUUGGAUAGUGGCGAUCUCUCUGAUUUCAUCGAAGAUGUGGAGUGGGAAAUCCAUGGAAUGCCUGCAGUGAAGAAUGUGAUCACUUACGGAUGCUGCUCUGAGCCAUACCCGGACAUAACCUUCACCCUUAUUCUAAAGAGGAAGUCGUCUUUCUAUAUCGUUAACUUGUUGAUCCCAUGUGUGCUAAUAUCUUUUUUGGCCCCCCUGAGUUUUUAUCUCCCAGCAGCUUCUGGGGAAAAAGUGUCUCUGGGAGUCACUGUGCUCUUGGCCAUGACUGUAUUUCAAUUAAUGGUUGCAGAGAUUAUGCCUCCUUCUGAGAAUGUCCCUCUGAUAGGCAAAUACUAUAUAGCAACAAUGGCCCUGAUAACGGCAUCCACUGCGCUGACCAUCAUGGUGAUGAACAUCCACUUCUGUGGUGCUGAAGCCAAACCAGUGCCUCAGUGGGCAAGGAUAGUCAUCCUGAAGUACAUGUCCAAGAUCUUAUUUGUUUACGACGUCGGGGAAAGCUGCACCAGUCCGCGCCAUAGCAAAGAACGAGACCCUUACCAGAAGGACUAUGCAGAGACGCAUCGGAAAGGACUCAAGAACAGAGACAAUAACAUUGUCCACAAGAAGGAAAUCAAUGGACUUUUAAAUAAUGACUUGGGAACUCAGGGCGAGAAUCCCAAAGAGGCAGACAGUUAUUGCGCCCGGUACGUAACCUUGACCAAGAAUAUCGAGUACAUCGCCAAGUGCCUCAAAGAUCACCGCACCAAUAACGCAAAAGGAAUUGAAUGGAAGAAGGUGGCAAAAGUGAUCGACAGAUUCUUCAUGUGGAUUUUUUUCAUCAUGGUGUUCGCUAUGAGUAUUUUGAUUAUAGCUAAAGCGUAAUCUGGAAGGUAGAAAGAAUGCUGGAUCUGGGAGUCAAAGAUAGGAUUCUGAAUCUUGACUCUGCUACUUACUAGCCACAUGUGGGAAAAAUGAUU